UGUUGACACGAGCAGUUGCGCUCCGGGUUGUGUUAGGGGGAGCUCCGCCCCCUCCUCAGGAGCAAUCUGGAUGACGACCUGAAUGCUCCGUGUCUUCAUUGCUGCUGCACUCUUAUCUGUAUUUUACAGAUGACUCACUGUGGCAGAUAAUCUGCUCAGAUGAUGGACGGCUGCCGCGCCGCAGUCACCAGGAGCAGCGGAGCCACCUGGUUUCAGGGACCAAUAAAGUUUCAUCUCCCGUCUCCUCUGCAGCCACUUCUACAGGCCGUUUCUAGGACCAGUGGGCGAGUGCUAAUAGUCCCAUAGCAACAAGCAGACAACAACGAUGGAAGCCUCCCACUUUGAAACCUCUGGAUUACAUCAUCUCCAUAUUCAACUCCAGGUGUCUCCCCCCCCCCCCUGCGGCGCGACGGAGGCGCUGAGAAGCGAAGUCCAAAAGCAGCAGCUGAUCUUUUCCUCUGAUCAUCACCUGGACACACUGACAGGACUUGUCUUCACUAGAACAUGCAGUAGAGGAAGCAGCUAAAUCAUCUACUUCCUCCUCAGUGUGAACAUACACAGUAGUUUCCCCCUGACAUGGACUCCUCCCCUGGGCUGGAUGCUGACACGUUACCGCUGCUUCAGCUACAGGAGGUGGACUCUAGCAAAUCCUCAGAGAGGCCGAGCUCCCCGGGAAUCCUGUCCGCCGUGUACAGCCCUCCUCUGGGCAUGGACAGCCACACCGUCUGCAUCCCCUCUCCGUACACGGAUAGUAGCCACGAGUACAACCACAGCCAUGGACCUCUAACCUUCUACAGCCCGUCUGUAAUGAGCUAUGCCAGGCCGCCCAUCACUGAUAGCCCGUCAUCUCUGUGCCCCCCCCUUAGCCCAUCAGCCUUCUGGCCCUCCCACAGCCACUCUAACAUACCCUCACUGACUCUGCGCUGCCCUCAGCCUCUCGUCUACAAUGAGCCCAGCCCACACGCACCCUGGCUGGAGCCCAAACCCCACAGCAUCAACGCCAGCAGCUCCAUCAUCAGCUGUAACAAGCCGCUGGGGAAUAGAUCAGGGGAAGGAGUGGAAGGCGUGAACUCCUCCUUGUGUUCAUCUGCAGUAGGUAAAGCCGACAUGCACUUCUGCGCCGUGUGCCACGACUACGCCUCGGGGUACCACUACGGCGUGUGGUCCUGCGAGGGCUGCAAGGCGUUCUUCAAGAGGAGCAUCCAAGGUCACAAUGACUACAUCUGCCCCGCCACAAAUCAAUGCACGAUCGACAAGAACCGGCGUAAAAGCUGCCAGGCCUGCCGCCUGCGGAAAUGCUACGAAGUGGGCAUGAUGAAGUGCGGUGUGAGGCGCGAGCGCUGCAGCUAUCGAGGAGCCCGACACCGCCGUGGUGGACUCCAGUCUCGGGAUCCCUCCGCCAGGGGUUUGGUCCGGGUGGGGCUGGGUUCUCGUGCCCAGCGGCAUCUCCACCUGGAGGCCCCUCUCGCCCCCCUCGCCCCCCUCCCUCAAGCGAACCAUGCACACCACUCGGCCAUGAGCCCAGAGGAGUUCAUCUCCCGCAUCAUGGAGGCGGAGCCUCCUGAGAUAUACCUCAUGGAGGACAUGAAGAAGCCCUUCACCGAGGCCAGCAUGAUGAUGUCGCUCACCAACCUGGCAGACAAGGAACUGGUUCUCAUGAUCAGCUGGGCGAAAAAGAUCCCAGGCUUUGUGGAGCUGAGUCUCGCCGAUCAGAUCCACCUGCUGAAGUGCUGCUGGCUGGAGAUCCUGAUGCUGGGCCUGAUGUGGAGGUCAGUGGAUCAUCCUGGAAAACUCAUCUUCUCUCCAGACUUCAAACUCAACAGGGAGGAGGGGCAGUGUGUGGAGGGCAUUAUGGAGAUUUUCGACAUGCUGCUGGCAGCCACCUCUCGGUUUCGUGAGCUGAAGCUUCAGAGGGAGGAGUACGUCUGUCUGAAGGCCAUGAUCCUCCUCAACUCCAAUCUGUGCACCAGCUCCCCGCAGACGGCCGAGGAGCUGGAGAGCAGGAACAAGCUGCUGCGUCUGCUGGACUCUGUGAUCGAUGCUCUGGUCUGGGCCAUCUCCAAACUGGGCCUGUCGACCCAGCAGCAGACUCUGCGGCUCGGACACCUCACCAUGCUGCUCUCUCACAUCCGCCACGUCAGUAACAAAGGCAUGGACCAUCUCUCCAGCAUGAAGAGGAAGAACGUGGUGCUGGUGUACGACCUGCUGCUGGAGAUGCUGGACGCCAGCACGUCCAGCAGCGGCAGUCAGCCGUCGUCCUCGCCGAGCUCCGACACGUACUCCGAACAGCACCAGUACCCCCAGCCUCUGUCCCACCUGCAGCCGGAGCCGGACGCCGACUACUCUGCUGAGCCCCCGACCCUGGACAGACACCUGCAGGCUCUGCCGCUUCGGUCCUCCCCUCCCUUUCAGAGUCACAUGGACAGCAACGAUUACAUCAACCCGGAGCAGUGGUCGCUGGAAACGGGAGACGCAGGUCCAUCAGCCGAAGCAACGGACUUCAUCAUCGCCGAUCGAGUUGUCAUGGAAAGUGCCUUACAGGGGUGACGGGACUGAAAGAGACUUAACUGAGACUGAACCUUUUUUAACGGCUUUCCAACCCCCCCCCCAAAGAUCGAGAAAAAGGAAACAAAACAAAAAAAAAGGAUUAAAAACAAAGUGCUGUUGUGAGGUAAAGUUUUU
Messenger RNA from Cottoperca gobio, 2682 nucleotides. RefSeq names its product estrogen receptor 2b (gene esr2b). The coding region runs from base 577 to 2547 and encodes 656 amino acids. Gene Ontology annotation, molecular function: steroid binding; sequence-specific DNA binding; zinc ion binding. The transcript is spliced from 15 exons. The record is from RefSeq and is a predicted model, not a curated record. Lineage: Eukaryota; Metazoa; Chordata; Actinopteri; Perciformes; Bovichtidae. Gene Ontology annotation, cellular component: nucleus. Gene Ontology annotation, biological process: regulation of DNA-templated transcription; cellular response to estradiol stimulus; estrogen receptor signaling pathway.